Messenger RNA from Cyprinodon variegatus (sheepshead minnow), 1289 nucleotides. It is a transcript of the gene ube2i, whose product is annotated as ubiquitin conjugating enzyme E2I. Gene Ontology annotation, biological process: protein sumoylation. The transcript is spliced from 7 exons. The record is from RefSeq and is a predicted model, not a curated record. The coding region runs from base 153 to 629 and encodes 158 amino acids. Gene Ontology annotation, molecular function: SUMO conjugating enzyme activity. Lineage: Eukaryota; Metazoa; Chordata; Actinopteri; Cyprinodontiformes; Cyprinodontidae. Gene Ontology annotation, cellular component: nucleus.
ACAGCUUGGCGUCGCUGUUUGAGGCUCGACUCGGAGCGGGUGGAUUUUUUCGGGAGGGAAACUUUACAAGAUUUAACGGGAUUCGAGGACGAUUAAUUCAUUUCGCUUAAUAAGCAGAGCCUGUACAGCCACACCGAGAGAGGAGUCCAAAAAUGUCAGGCAUUGCAUUGAGCCGGCUUGCACAGGAGCGCAAGGCGUGGCGGAAGGACCAUCCUUUUGGAUUUGUUGCCGUGCCCACAAAAAAUCCAGAUGGAACCAUGAAUCUCAUGAACUGGGAAUGUGCUAUUCCUGGGAAAAAAGGGACGCCAUGGGAAGGAGGUUUGUUCAAACUGCGGAUGUUGUUCAAGGAUGAUUACCCCUCAUCACCUCCAAAAUGUAAAUUUGAGCCUCCGCUCUUCCAUCCAAACGUGUAUCCAUCGGGGACAGUAUGCCUAUCUAUUCUAGAGGAGGACAAGGACUGGAGACCAGCCAUCACAAUAAAGCAGAUCUUAUUAGGUAUCCAGGAACUCCUAAACGAGCCAAAUAUUCAGGAUCCAGCCCAAGCAGAGGCUUACACAAUCUACUGCCAAAACAGAGUAGAAUAUGAGAAAAGAGUUCGAGCACAGGCCAAAAAAUACUCUCCGUCGUAAGAGGCGAAGCCCCUCCCCCUGCGGCUGAAGGAAUGGGUUUAACAAGAAUCACCUCCCCGCUCGGCCUCUCAAUGAAUGUGCUCCUCUCACAUCGGGACUCGCUUAAAGACUUCUAUUUAAACUCCACACAUUCUGUGCCAUCCGUACUCCCUUCACCUAUCCUUUUUGAUCUUAAUUGCCGGUUGGCGCAUGAAGCUGGGAGGGGACAGGUGCUUCGGCACCCCGGUUGUUUCUUUUUAAACAUUGUCUUAUGAGGUGCAAGGGACACAGCUUCAGUUUUUCCAUCAUCUCCAUGCGAGCUGUUUGUCAUUGAUUUGUUCAUGGAAGUAAAAUGUCUUUGUUUUAUUUUGCUCUUUCACAGGGUCUCUUUUUCGUUUCCCUCCCUUUUCCCUGUUUUCCAUAAAUGUAAUGUAAAAAAAAAAUGGCUUAUUUCAUUGUCAGUAUUUGAACUGCUGUAUAAUGAAUGGCACUUUUAUACUGUUGUAUCCCAAUAGUGUCUCUAGAUGGUCCAGUCUAAUUUUUCUUUCCCAGGUUUUUCUAUUCAGCAUGCUGUAAUAUAUGAUAGGAUCUGCUGCCUUGACUGUCUUUUUGUUAUUCAGAGUGUUUGCUAUGGGAUAAAUAAAAAUGGCCACAGUAACUGAGGCAGGUAGGCUUACUUCU